UUCAGUUGAACCAAACCUGACAAGUGGGAGAAAGAGGAAAAGGUCAAAGAACAGAGAAUUGAACCAGUGAAGGGUUGUGAUCGACACAUCGGAUAUUAUCCAGUAUGAUGCACGGCACAGUUGUCCAAACUUCAUAAAAGUAAAAAGAGCAGCUCUUCGUUGUGAAAGCAGAAGUGGAGCAUCCAGACAUGCCUAAAGGCUUUACCUGCCUGGCGAGCCCUGAGGGGGGAGACGACAGGUAUGAGACCCCUCCAGCAUCUGAGCUUCACAGGCUAAUGUGGACAAAGAAAGGGACCAGCAACCAUCUGGAUGAGGUUUUCCCAAGAAUAUACAUCGGAGACAUGCACGCGGCCAAAGACAAGAGGAGCCUCCAGGCUCACCUAGUCACCCAUGUGCUCAACGCCGCUGAUGGGAAGUUCAACGUAAACACGGGACCCAGCUUCUACCGGGACACCAAAAUCACUUAUUAUGGUGUGGAAGCUUUCGACAUGCCAUCCUUUAACUUGAGCCCCUUCUUUCACCCUGCAGCAAAUUUCAUAAGAACUGCUUUGAGCUCGCCAACAGGGAAGGUGUUCGUCCAUUGCGCUAUGGGGCUCAGCCGCUCAUCCACCUUGGUUCUGGCCUACCUGAUGAUUCAUGAACGCAUGACACUAGUGGAUGCCAUCAAAGCCGUCAGCACCAACAGGAACAUUUCACCCAAUGAGGGUUUCUUGGAGCAGCUCAGAGAGCUGGACAAAAAGCUCCACUGCCAUGGAAUGUCAAGAAGCUGAAGCACAGUGACUGGAUUCCUCCUGGUGUAUAGAGAGAACCCAAACAGAUGCAGUUGUUCUCACGAUGCUCUGCCAUGGACAGUUAUAAAUAUUAUAUAUUUAGCUUCUGACUUCCAGAUUGAAUCACAUCUUAAAAUGAAUGCUAUGACUGCUAACUGAGUCUAUUAUGAAAUAAUUGCUUGUGAAUAAUUGCUUGUUAAUAUUGGAAUCUACCAUUGACUGUGUAUGAGAACGGGACUGAGUGACCCCUACCCCCCUGGGCGUUCCAAACAGGAAGUACCUGCUCGCCCCAAGACUUCUAUAGAGAAAUAAAAAGCUAUUAUUCGGUUAAUAUAUUAGUCAGAAUAAUCAUUCUUGUUCUGAUACCCUUUUUUUUUAAAGAUGUUCUUGCUAAUCCUCAUUUUUUUUAACACCUUACUUUUUUCAUUGCAAGUUUCUCAAGUUAUAAACUGGCCAUUCAGACCCCUUAGUAAAAGUUUGGGGUCUCACGUAAAACAUUCAAGACAUUUAACUGACAGAUUCUCCAGAACAAGCUUUAAGUAGUAGGGAUGUGGACAAUCAACAAGCUCAAUCCUGAUUGGCGAGAGUGGUUGCUAUAGAGACUUAACAGAAACAUAGACCGACCCCUACCAACCAACGCUUACAAAAUGGCGUCAGUAUCACAAAAAAAUGGCAACUAAAUUGACUUAAUUCCGUUGGAGCAAGAGGUAAACCAUUUUCUGUGGGUGACAUCACAGUUUAUCUGUCCAGUUGUCUCAUGCAGUCAGUGGUGUCUACUUCAAUAUUCAAAACUUCUAAAUUUUUGGGUUCUAUUUUUAUUCAUUUUGAAAAGAAAGUAGAGGUGUUGAUUUCAUAUGCUAAUGGCUAUCAACUCCUAAGCAACACAGCCUUACCAAGUGUGUUGCAAAUACAAACACAACUUCUCAUUUGGUCUGUUCGCAUAUUUAAAAAAAUGUACUGGUGUGUCAUCCAGCCAAUGUGUCAACCAUACAUUUCUGUUCAGAUCAACUUUGACAAAAGCUUUAAAAAAAAACUAAAUAAAUUAAGUGCAAAGUCUAGAGUCCAACCAAGACUUUAGAUUUUGUGAUAGGAAGCUAAAAUUUAAUUCAAACAUUUGCCUAUUUUGUGGAUGUGGGUGAAGGUUGUCAUUCAAGGUGGCGUUGUCUUGAAGUUGAGUCAUAGCAACUGGACUUAAAACCUUCGUCCUUGAAACAGUUCUCAGCUCUUUAUCAGUCUAAGUGGUGCAUGAUUACGUCCAUAUUUGGAUCCUCCAGGUGGAUUUCCCCCUCAUUUCUGCAAAUAGAAGCAGUGUAGUUUAUACAGUCCGGUGCAGGGAAAAUUGCUCAUUGGAGAAACAAAAAAUCAGCUUAAGACCAGUUUCUGUCAUUUUCAUCUAAGAGACAAAAUUAUAAUAACCAUUGGAUUUAUCUGCACUUUUCCAGAUGCUCAAAGCGCUUCCAUUGUGUGCAUUAUUCAUUCACUCCUCAUUCAUACUUGGUGAUGGUAAGCUACUGGGGCAGACUGACGGAGGCGUGGCUGCCAGUUCGCGCCUACAGCUGGGAUCAUUCAUGUUAACGCAGUAGUGUUAAGGGCCUUGCCCAAUUAUGGGGCCUCAUUGAGUGAUGUUAACUGCUCGCUGAUAUGGUAAUUGCCCCAUUACCAUUGUUCACCUUACCAACCGAGCUACCAAGCCGCCACAAAAGACACUCAUUUGAUGAUCAAAAGGUACAGAUUCUUGACAGAGAAGACAAAUUGAAAGAGGAGUCAGAGAAGCAACGUACAUGUUAAUAACCCUUCCCCCUAUUGACCAUACUGCCCUUUCAUUAGUUCCAAAGAACACUAAGAUUGUGUUGGAAUUCUUUCGCUACUCACUACUUAGUGCAAUGUAUAGUGUGUUUCCCAGAAGUCUCUGUGAAAAACCAGCGAUGCAUUGACAAUGCAUUGACUUGAAAUGAUUAAUAAUAUGGGAAAUCAAGUAUUUUAAUCUAUUUUUAUAAACCAUCCAGAUUUUCAUCUUUAGAACACAGUUUUUCUUUAAAUAGUUUUUUCUAAAAUGUUCAUAUUUAUUUGGUUUUUACUUAGGGAAAUUGGUGAUGUCAUGAUGACGUCAAGACUACUUUUUGGAUGUUUUAAAGCCUUUUUUAAAAUUAAUUAAUUAAUUAAUUCAGAGAAGAUGGGGAUAAAAUAUAUGAUUUUUUUCCCCAACCUCUUAGUUCUCCCUAUAAUGUGCGUGUAAACACAUUGUCUGAGUCAAAAUUGCACAAUAAGAAACAUAUGGCUAAAAUAUCUCAUGGAAUACCCAGCACCAAGUAAAAUUAUACUGUAAAACUGUAUUUUUUCGUACUUCAUGAAUUAUUGUAUAAAGCUGUGAAUCCAUUGUGUUUAAAAGUCUGUUUAGAUGACUUGUUCAUGCAACAAAGAGUUAGUUUAGAUGUAGAUCUAAGUGUUGAUAUUGUGCUUUUUACAAAAUGCAGCAUUACAAUUUGAAUUUAAGCUGUGUGAUGCAGUUUGUCACAACACAAGUGUUCUGGUCUGUCACAGUGAUCUAAAGAAUAAAUAGUUCUCAGGGCGUUUGCCCAGCACUCUGGUA
This is a messenger RNA of Oryzias latipes (Japanese medaka), 3360 nucleotides long. Its product is annotated as dual specificity phosphatase 29. Gene Ontology annotation, cellular component: cytoplasm. Gene Ontology annotation, molecular function: MAP kinase phosphatase activity; protein tyrosine/serine/threonine phosphatase activity. NCBI's taxonomy places the organism in Eukaryota, Metazoa, Chordata, Actinopteri, Beloniformes, Adrianichthyidae. Gene Ontology annotation, biological process: protein dephosphorylation; negative regulation of MAPK cascade. The record is from RefSeq and is a predicted model, not a curated record.